GGUGGGCGUUCCUGGUCUUAGGCUUCUCAAGCUUAGAAGAAAUUGGGCUAGAAAUCCGAGGCCCAAGCACAGGUCACCACCAGCUUUCCAGCCAGAAAUUGAUCUGGAAACAUGCCCAGGACCUGGAUGACCUCAAGAGAGUUCCAACAAGCUUGACUACACCCACCAGGCUUUCAAGCUCCUGGGUGGACAAGCACACGUUUUGGCCCAGUCUCAGCUUGUUGGGAAGCAGUCAACUAUGAAGCUUCAUUAUCUGCUAUUUGUAUUCCUCAUCUUGUUCUUGGUGCCUGCUCCAGGGGAUGCAUUCAUACCAAAAACCCUCCGAAAAUUUUUCUGCAGAGUAAGAGGUGGCCGGUGUGCUGUACUGAACUGCCUUGCAAAGGAAGAACAAAUAGGGCGAUGUUCUAAAAGAGGUCAAAAAUGCUGCCGGAAAAAGAAGUAGAAGACCAUGAUUCAAAAUGAGAAUGUCGCCGGCUCUGCAGGGUGAGGGUGGGGAGGCCCUCCUCAAAAUGAGAAUGUCGCCCACUGUGCAGGGAGACCCUCCUGGAAAUGUAUACAAGUAAAAUCAAGUUAAUAUAUAGUUUUUAAGAAACUAA
Messenger RNA from Mastomys coucha (southern multimammate mouse), 596 nucleotides. RefSeq names its product beta-defensin 14. Gene Ontology annotation, cellular component: extracellular region. The record is from RefSeq and is a predicted model, not a curated record. The transcript has 4 exons. Gene Ontology annotation, molecular function: chemoattractant activity; CCR6 chemokine receptor binding. Bases 239 to 442 code for a protein of 67 amino acids. Lineage: Eukaryota; Metazoa; Chordata; Mammalia; Rodentia; Muridae. Gene Ontology annotation, biological process: cell chemotaxis; defense response to bacterium.